Equus quagga is the source of this 4631-nucleotide messenger RNA. RefSeq names its product zinc finger protein 662 (gene ZNF662). Gene Ontology annotation, molecular function: DNA-binding transcription repressor activity, RNA polymerase II-specific; RNA polymerase II cis-regulatory region sequence-specific DNA binding. The coding region runs from base 1739 to 3121 and encodes 460 amino acids. The transcript is spliced from 4 exons. The record is from RefSeq and is a predicted model, not a curated record. NCBI's taxonomy places the organism in Eukaryota, Metazoa, Chordata, Mammalia, Perissodactyla, Equidae. Gene Ontology annotation, biological process: negative regulation of transcription by RNA polymerase II.
AGCCUCGGGUAGGGCCCGGCGCGCGCUCUCUUCCCCGGAGGGCGGCCCGGGCCCUGGCGACCGCGGCCCUGGCGAGCAGAGCCCGCUUCGGCCCUGCACUCGAGCUGCUGCCAGGACAGCCCGCGCCGGCCCGGGCGCGCCCGGUGAGUGCGGGGCCGGCGCCACGAAGCUGGCUCGGCUCUGCCUCGGGCUCUAGGCCCAGAUGAGGGGCGGAGAGGGGGCAGUGUGGCGACUGGGAAAUCGGGGUACAGCCCAGACUGGAGGGCCCGGAGGAGCAGGCGAGGGACAGAGUGGAUUCGACAGCCCUCAGACUUGCGCCGGCAGGGGAAGCACAUGUGAGCCAGGUGCUGGGGCGGAGGUGUUCACAGAGCGCUGUGCGCAGCGACGAAUGUCCAGAAUUUCCAUGGCACUGGCUUUACAGAGCUGGUUAUGUUUGAGGUGGGUCUUGAGAUGAACAUGAGUUUGCAGGCGGAAGAGGGAGAGAUUGGAUCUUAAGGCAGGGGGAGUUGCAGGUGCCAGGACACAGAUUGGGGCAAGGAAGGGGUUUGGGUUCGUAACAGGAUAGUGACAGGAUAGGGGAUGAGGGUGGGGUGCAGGAGAUGAUCCUUGGCAGGUAAGCUGGGUCCCUGAGUAGUGAAGGCAUUGUCUGUGGUGCAGAGGAUUUGGACAUUUUUAGGUGGGCAAAGGUGAGCCCACCAAAAACUUUGAGCACUAGAAUGCUGGGUAGGUUACUGUGGGGGCUUUAUAGAGCAAGGCCUGAUGUGAAAUGGACCAGAAUCAGCCCCUCCAUGGUAUGGAGACUGAGAUCCUGAAUGAGGCAGUGGCUGGGAAUUAUAGGUCUUGACAGCUCCAAGUUAGCACUGUUUGUGUUUCUCAAGGAAGCGGUGGGAGAGAAAGGAAAGAAGGGCCGCAGGAGCUCGGGCUCCCAGAGAUAUAGAAAAAGGGGACCUUGAGACUGGGAUGUGGGUAAGAAAGAGCAGGGUGGGGUGUUAUAGAGAGUAUGCUGGGGUCUGGGAGUACGGGGAGGAAAGUCAGAAUUUGCAUCUGCCCUUUUGAUACAGGCUCCAGAGCAACCUGAGCGUUCUGAGGUGCCCUUAGCUGCCUCUUCGACUGGUGGCGGUGACUGGGAGGGAGAGAAGAGAAAGGGUCCUACACAGGGGCAGCAGGGGAGGCAGGAGUGAGGCUAGAAGGCAAUGUGAUGCAGUAGGUAAGAGCCAGAGUCAAACAGGCCUGAGUUCUGUCUUGGUUCUGUGACUUUGGGGGCAGUUCCUCUCUGAGCCCUGGUUUCCUCUUCAAUAGAAUGGAUCUAAUGCCCUCCUUGUGUUUGCUGUGAGGCACACACAAAGUAAUAUGGGUAGAGUGCUUGCACAGGCUCCACAAAUGGUAGUUGCUCCUGUUAUGAAGGGUUGAUGACCUCUGAAAGAGGACACAUUGUGGAGAAAGGAUGGCACCUAGAGCACAAAGAGUUGUUUUGGGUGUAGGAGUGAAAAGGGAAAACUCGCGGAGACUCAUGAAAAAGAUGAGAGGAUGUCUGCUGUAAAGUAAAGAUGAAGAGACCUGAGAAACUUGCUGGCUGAUCCCUUAUGUCUUUGUAGGUAGGGGGCAAAAAUCUGCGGAAAGCUUCCUUAGACAUUCAGAAUCCAGAAACUGAACAGGCGUGCCCUUCAGUACCUCUUAGUUCCUCGUCUCCCCUUCUUCCAGGCCCUGGUCCUGGGAUUGUCCUAGGGUAUUUAAACACAUGUUGUUUCAGGAGUCAGUGACCUUCGAGGACGUAGCCAUCUACUUCUCUGAGAAUGAAUGGACCGGCCUGGCCCCUGCUCAGAGGUCCCUGUACAGGGAUGUGAUGCUGGAGAAUUAUGGGGCCGUGUCUUCCCUGGCAUUUCCAUUUCCCAAACCGGCUCUGAUUUCCCAGCUGGAGCGAGGGGAAGCACCCUGGUGCUCGGCUCCUCAGGGAGUUCUGGAUGGAGAGGGCCCGAGGGGCAUCUCCUCAGGAUAUCCGUUUCUAAAGCCUGCUGGGGUCUCCCAUCUUGAGCAGGUGGAAGAGCCAUUGAACCUGAAACUGCAAGGAGAGGGUCCAAGCCUAAUUUGUACUGAGGGUGUGUUGAAGAUUGAGAAGGAAGAUUUUAUUCUGAAGGAGGAAACUUUUGAGGAGGCACAGGAGCACAUGGUGCUAUCAAGUGGAUCCCACUGGUGUGGCUCCAAGAAAUUCUGGUUUGGAAAGACCUGGGAAGAGGAGAAAAGCAGAUUAGGGAGAUGGCCUGACUACCCCAGUGGAGGAAGUGUGGAGAACACUACAAAUGAUAUUAUAGAAGUCAUUGUCAAAGAUGAGAUGAUCUCAGUGGAAGAGUGUUCAGAGAAUACUGAUGUUAAUACUCACCUUGUUAUACAUCAGAAAAUUCUAAGUGAGCAGGUAUUCUAUACAUGUGAAGAAUGUGGCAAGUGUUUUGAUCAAAAUGAAGACUUUGAUGAACAUCAGAGAAUUCAUAAUGGAGAGAAGGUCUAUGGAUGUAAGGAAUGUGGGAAGACUUUCAGUUUUAGAUCACAUUGCAUUGCACAUCAGAGAAUUCACAGUGGGGUGAAACCCUAUGUGUGUCAAGAAUGUGCUAAAGCCUUCGUUUGGAAGUCAAAUCUCAUUCGGCACCAGAGAAUACAUACUGGAGAGAAACCCUUUGAAUGUAAGGAAUGUGGGAAGGGCUUUAGUCAGAACACAAGCCUUACACAACAUCAGCGAAUCCACACUGGGGAGAAACCAUAUACAUGUAAGGAAUGUGGGAAAAGCUUUACUCGGAACCCAGCCCUUCUUCGACAUCAGAGAAUCCACACGGGGGAGAAACCUUAUGAAUGUAAAGACUGUGGGAAAGGCUUCAUGUGGAACUCAGAUCUUGCUCAGCACCAGAGGGUCCACACUGGGGAGAAGCCUCAUGAAUGUACUGACUGUGGGAAAAGCUUCAUUUGCAAGGCACACCUUAUCCGACAUCAGAGAAUCCAUACUGGGGAAAGACCCUAUAAAUGUAAUGACUGUGGGAAGGCCUUCAGUCAGAAUUCUGUUUUGAUUAAGCACCAGAGGCGCCAUUCUAGAGAGAAACCCUAUAAUUGUCAGACCUCUCACCUUGAACAUUAGAGAAUGCAUAAGGGUGACACUUGUUUAUAGUUCUUAUGCUACAGGAACCCCAGAGACAAAAUGAGAUGACUGUCCACAAUUUUCUGUACCUCAAAUAGACAGUAUUUUCUUGCCCCUUCUCCUGAACAGAUACCCUGUACUCUAGCAAGACUGGUUCCCUAGUUCAACCAUGUUUAUACUAGGCAACAUUUAGUUGAGCAGCUACUCUGUGUCAGGUACUGUGCUAACCACUUGACAUACAUUCUUUAAUUUUUCUUAAUCAUAUUAAGGUAGGUACUCUUAUCCCCAUUUUACAAAUGAGAAAUCUAAGGUUGGAAGGGUUAUAAAACUCAUUCAAGUUUGCUCAGCUAGUCAGUUAUAGAUUGGAACCAGGCCUAUCUGACUCCAGAUCCUACUGUUCUUUAUUUGCGCACGUUUCUGCUUCUACCCAUUUUUAGUUGCUCAAGUUUCCCUAGCCAAAAGUUUCCCUUCCUUAUCUAAGACCCAGUUCCUUCAACUAGCAGGCCUCUCCUCCUUUUCUACUUGUAAUCAGUACCACCCAACUUGGUAUUUAAUUAUGUGCUAUCUUAUAUUUUUCUAAUUGUCUUAUGUCUGUUAGUCCAACUAAAUGGCUCCAUCUGAAUGGCUCUUUGAGGACCCAACACUGCAUUUCUUUCAUGUUUUUCAAAUGUUGAAAAUUAUUUAUUUUUGAUUAGAUAUAACAUGCUUAUGAUAAAAACAUUGAAAUAGUUCAAAAAGGUGUUCAGUGAAAAGUAAAUAUCCUUGUCACUCCUGUCUUCUGCUCUUCCUGCUCAGAGACAAUCAUUGUUACUAGUUGUAUAUCUUUCUGGAUAUAUUCUUUCUAUACAUAAACAAGUAUUUAUUAAUGCUGCUUUCAUAAGUCUACCUCACUGAAAACUGUUAUUUGAUGUAGAUGAUGUUACAGUUAUGUUGUCAACUCCAGGACCUCUUCUUCCUCAGAAGUUGUGGUCCUCCUGAGAUCACCAAGGUAACUUAAGGAAAGCAGUGGAGGGUAAUCUGGGUUGUGCAAUCUUAAGACCUGAUUGCAUAUGUGUUAUAACAUAGUACUUUGAGACUGGGAAAAUGUAAAGCAAGUGGGAGACUUUUUCAUAAAAAUUUGAGUAACUCCACCCCCUUUCGUUGUACCACUAUCCUAAAUCCUCUCCCAGUCUACCCCCUUCUCAUCACCAUAAUAGCCCAAAUCCAAAGUAAGCUGUGGGGCCAUCACCAGGGAAGGGAGACAUGGUCACUCUCUGAUAAUGGUUAAUGCUUUGUUAGGUAGACUCAGCCAGUUAGUGGUGGAAAUAUAAUCCAGUAUUUUGGCAUCAGAGUCACAGAUGCCCUCCCUAGGUCCAGGAUCAAAGAUAAAACAAACGUUAGUAACACAGGUUCUACACAGUGAGGAAGGAGAAAGUGAAGAAUUCCAAAAUUAACUAACUCAACGUGAAAUAAGGAGUCUAUAAAAUAAAAUGUUAAGGAGCUGGCCUGGUGGCAUAGUGGUCAAGUUCGC